Messenger RNA from Topomyia yanbarensis, 1134 nucleotides. RefSeq names its product ceramide phosphoethanolamine synthase-like. Gene Ontology annotation, molecular function: phosphotransferase activity, for other substituted phosphate groups. The record is from RefSeq and is a predicted model, not a curated record. Gene Ontology annotation, cellular component: membrane. NCBI's taxonomy places the organism in Eukaryota, Metazoa, Arthropoda, Insecta, Diptera, Culicidae. The transcript has a single exon. Gene Ontology annotation, biological process: phospholipid biosynthetic process. Bases 1 to 1134 code for a protein of 377 amino acids.
AUGCUCAUACGUAGUUCGCAAACCAGAAACUGUAUGCUGACGUUGUUCUUCCUACUAACAAUCUUCUUCAUUUGGAUGGAUGUGAACCUGUACAUUCGUAUCCAUGACUAUCCAAUCCGGGACAAUGAGAAGCGGUUGCUGAAUAGUAGUGCGGUGCUGAAACCAACCGUACCGGUAGCUGUAGCAUCGUAUGAAACUUCUUCGAUCUCACUCGGGCAGCCGGUUUCAACUGUCAGGUACGAUGAUGUGACCUGGGUAUCCUGCGAUCUGAAUCCACUUUGUGAUGUUACCGCGAAGGCGAUGAUACUGGAUCAUGUUAAUCACUACCUGUUUGCGCCGAUGGUAACUAUUGCGGACAAUCUGGUCGGCAUUUCCAGGGGGAAUCUGAUAACGCCCAACAUGAUAUCCAUUUUCCACGUAUUCGUGGCUAUUGCAUCAGGACGAAUGAUUGCUUCCGAUUCACUGAGCUAUCGCAGAAUUGGAGUAGUGCUAUUUGAAUUUCGAACGUUUUUGGACGAUUUGGAUGGACACGUGGCGCGAGAUAAAAAACAUGUCCACGGCGAACGAUCGGAUAUUGGUUCGCUGGGGUUCUACAUCGAUGCAAUUUGCGAUGUUCUGGGUGUCAUCGCACUCAUGAUUGGAGUGUUUAUCUUUCUGACGAACAAUCUUCCCCGAACAGGAUACACGCAGCUGCAGUCGAUCAUACCGACGACGAAGAAAUCUAAGAGUUCAUUCACUCACGUAAACUAUAAUCUGAAUGCGACUACCAGAGAGGUCGUCCAGAAGGUUUCGUGUUACAGCGCAAUUUGGGUACUGAGUGGCCUCACAUGGAACCGAUAUAUUGCCAUCUAUCAGGAUGUGCUCGAACGAGAGGACGUCACUCCAACGGAGUUCCUUCACCAGGAGUCGGUGUUUCGGUCGAUCGGGUUCUUCGUCAUAUGUUGGGUGUGGCGAAUGUUCAAUGUACACGCCCUUCUUCACUUUCUGCUGCUGAGCAUCUUCUGUGAUAAACUGUGGGAGUAUUUGCGCAUGGUACAGUACGCGGGUCUUGUGAUGCUGCUGGUUAUCAUAAGUGUGACCGAGAUGCAUUUUCUUAAGGUGAAACAAUUUAUCUGCAAAUCGGUGACUGUGUGA